CUUCUGUGUUGUUUUCUGCACACAGGGAGUCAGCAAAGGAUAACAAGGAGAAGAGACCACUCUGGAGGACAUCAAGGACUGUCUGCGGCUUGAAUCCCAGAAGACAAGGCUUGUGAUAAAUUUGACUUUGGAGCCUAUGGUAAGACACUUUCACAGCUGUGUUCUCAUAUUAAUUAGAUGAAGCGACAAUAAGACACAAACAUAUCUGAGAGAGAAAAUAGAGGUAAAAUGAACCUGAGUUGUCAAAUAGAAGAGGUAUAAAAGAGACCCAGAGGGGAGCAGUGGACGCUGUCGACUAGGCUAAGCUAUGAUAAGCCUCUUUAAGCUACUUCACACUGCACAGAUCAAAUGUUCUCUUUUAAACCUGUUGAUCUGUGCUCGACUUCUGACUGCCUCCUAUAGAUUUACUUUAUCUGUUUUUUUGGCUGGAGAGCUGCAGUUUUUUGCCAAGUCAGAUGAUACAUAAGCCCAGGGGACAGAGCACAGUCUGUGCAUCUCUGAAUAAACACUUUGAAUUGCCUUCAUCUGAUACUUAUCUCUGAGAGUACUGACCUCUGACCCUAGUCUAUCCCUACAUCUGUGUUCUAGGAGAUGUCUCAGGACCAGUGCGAAUCUGUGGUGGUGAGCGUGGAGUCCCUCCUGAAUGAUGCCAAAAGGAUGCAGAUGCAGUGCCGGGAACGCAGCGAGCAGCUCUCCUUAGCUGCCACGCAGUUGAGGGUGGAGUCAGCGGCCCUCAGGGAGCAGUGUGAAGCCUCCCAGCUCGACAUGGCCCGGAUCCGCCGACAGUUGGACGAGCUGAUGGAUACCAAAGCUGCAUUUGAAGCCAGGGAGAGGCAGGCACGUAAGCUCAGCAAGCAGCUCUGAGGAGAUGAGGAACAGGGGGGAAGAGGUGGAACUGUCAUGCUGCAGGAAAAGAUGAGAUGGGAAAAAUCUAAGAGAAAGGGCAAAAGAAAUAUCCCUCUACAUCAAGGAAGUGUUUGAUGGAUGUUGUUGAGAAUAAGAAAUUCAGCCUCACUUUUUGCUGAAUAAGAACAUGUCUGAUCUUCGCUGAU
Molecule: messenger RNA, 1052 nt
Organism: Xyrichtys novacula (pearly razorfish)
Lineage: Eukaryota; Metazoa; Chordata; Actinopteri; Labriformes; Labridae
Source: the annotation of a GenBank genome assembly